AUGCUUGAAAUAUUGUCUGAUGAUGAAUUAAUGGAAAAACGUAUAGAAUUACGACAAAAAUUGAAAAAUAAAUUAUUAACAUUAUCACCAUCAGGAUAUAUAUUUGAUUCAUUUAAUAAUUUUAUACCAAAUUCACGAGAUUUAGAUUUUAUUGAAAAACAAGGUUUAGAUUGUGCCAUAAAUUAUUUAAUUAUUAAUAAUAUAAAUAAAUUUCAUAAACGAAUACCAAAUAUAUGUUCAAUUUGUCAAAUAGAUCAUACAGAAAAUUGGUGGUAUUCAUUAUCAAAUAAUAAACAAAUCAUAUAUUUAUGUGAUCAAUGUGAACAAAAUCGAAUUCGACAUGUUAUUCUUGAACAACAUCGUCAAUCAAUGAAAUCAGCUUUUUUACAAGCCAAAGAAAGUGAACGUCGUUUAGAAGUUAAUUAUCAACAACAGAAAAAAUUUACUAAAUAA
Messenger RNA from Adineta steineri, 453 nucleotides. The record is from the annotation of a GenBank genome assembly. Lineage: Eukaryota; Metazoa; Rotifera; Eurotatoria; Adinetida; Adinetidae.